This is a messenger RNA of Cephus cinctus (wheat stem sawfly), 4882 nucleotides long. RefSeq lists its product as uncharacterized. Gene Ontology annotation, biological process: nucleoside metabolic process. The record is from RefSeq and is a predicted model, not a curated record. NCBI's taxonomy places the organism in Eukaryota, Metazoa, Arthropoda, Insecta, Hymenoptera, Cephidae. Bases 369 to 2162 code for a protein of 597 amino acids. Gene Ontology annotation, molecular function: catalytic activity. The transcript has 12 exons.
AUUGUAAGCAUUGGCAAGUUAAUUGCAUCGAUAUCGGAUAGAAUCGUGAAAUUGCAACCGUGUCGUUUUUAUUGGUUUUGCGGGAUUGCAACCGCGUUGCGAAGCGUGUGCGGCUUGUGACGGCGCGAUGGGAGGGAAAGUAAAAAAAGUUCCUGUCGAUAUCCCCGCGUUUGAUAGGCACGAGCGCCAAACUGCGGAGUCUGGGGGAAGGUGAAAACGUUGUAAAAAGAUCCAGUGACCGUUCGCCGGCCGUGGAGAUAAGUCGAGGUGGGAUUGUUCUUCGUUACGGUGCUGAUCUCAUACCUAUUUGUCAAACAGUUGGACAGUUUCUUUGACGAUUGUGUUGUAAGGAAAGUGAUAGCACAACAAUGGGUGAUAAAAAGACUGAACAUAUUGUUAUGACACCAAAGUGCAAAACCGCAAAGUCCACUACACUGAUUAUUGAGAGACAGGCACUGGACCCACCCGCUGAGAAUGGAAAUGAGCAAAAUGUUCAUAUAGCCGGUGGAGAUCAUAAAGGGAUUGUCAUUAAUAAACAGACAGCGGCUGUGGCCAAUGGUGCCUCUAAUCCACCACACCUGUGUUUGGAGUUUAGAGUGUUCCUUGUAAGUGCUCAAACUGGUAAACACACCCAAGAAUCUAGAACACUGCAGUUUUGGUUUACGGAGUCGCUUCCAGAAAUUGAACAACCCAGCAUCGCACAAGAGUUCUUCCGUGAACUGGUUAGUCCACAAGAAUUUCCAAGAGACUAUGUCGGAUUUAUAAAGAAAAUUAUGAAACUAAUGCAGCAUAAGUACACUACCAUACAGAAGCUUGAAGUUGAACUGAGGCAACUCGAUGAACCAAUUAAUCUUCCCACCAGACCACUGUCUGCAGAUGAAACUGCUAUGGGUCAAAUUGUGGAGCUUACCUUGGAGAAGGUCUUGGAACUCAUCGAAUCUGCCUAUCCAAAUCCUGUCACCGUUACCGACAUGGCCAAGGAACAUGGCUGGGAACCUGCUGCUGUCGAAGCCAAACUUAAGAUAUUGCAAGAAAAGGGUGUUGUUAAGGCCAUGGAACAUGGAGCAUACACAAGAGUCGUACAUCAAGAUACGCACAUUAAGGUCGUCAAGCAGAUGCCUACCAUGGCAAGCUCAAAACAACCAACCAUCGCUAUUAUUACUGCUCAAUAUUGUGAGAAACUCGCUGUAGAUUCGAUGAUCGAGAACAAGGAAACCUUUGUUCGUUACACUACAGUUGGUACAGCGAGCUCCCCGGAUGCCCCCGAUGGAACACCUCGAGUGAUUUGCCGUUUUGGCGAAUCGAAUGUCUACACUUUGGGUAAUAUCGGUGCUCACAGAAUCGUUUGUACGAAGUUACCAAGAGUUGGACACACCAGGGAAGCCAUGACGGCAGCUGGUAACACUACAACUAGAUUAUUAGGUACAUUCCAAAAGGUGGAUUUCGUCUUUCUGGUAGGAGUUGGCGGUGGCGUUCCGCAUUAUACGGAUUAUCAUAAGCACGUCAGACUUGGUGACGUAGUAGUGUCUCAUCCGACUCCGUUGAACAAGAAAUAUGUUUAUGUUUAUUGCGAGAAUGCAAAGCUCGCUGAGAAGGGCUAUCAUUUUGAGACCAAGGAAUAUUGUCCGACUAAUUUAGGGCUACAGGAAAUAGCAGCUAAUCUCAAGUCUCAGGCUGAAAAUGGCACGAAUCCCCCGUGGCAGACAUAUUUGAAUGAAGGAUUGGAUGCCCUGUGUACACAAUCCGAGCAUGACUUUAAAGCGCCGCCACCAGAGUCAGAUAAAUUGUAUAUGGCAAUCGGUGAUAGGGAUGUCAUCGAAGUGGCUCAUCCAAUUGCGCCUCAGGAUUCAACCAAGAAGAGAUUGGAUGGCUGCCCACGUAUACACUUGGCACCUGUUGCAUCCGGUCGUCAAAUCGCCAGGGACGAUCAGCUGCGACAGAAAUUUGCCACGAGGUUUGGCGCCCUGGCCUUUGACGCUGAGAUGGACGCCGUCGUCGAGAGUAUCCUGGGUAACUGUCGUGACAGCUUCGCAGUGGUACGUGGCAUUUCUGAUUACAAAGAUGGUUCCCGGGCAAAGGAAUGGCAACCUUACGCAUCAUUGGCAGCUGCCAGUGUAGUCAAAGCGAUAAUUUGUGCUAUGGACGCGCCAACCAACGUUUAAGUAGCUAGGUAACCAAUGAAUGACUUGGUUCGAGUCAUCGUCCGGGAUCACUAUGCAAUACAACGACCGGACAAUGAUUUUGACUGACUGAAACGGGGUAAUGAAACCAAAAUGCAAUUGGUUUCCCUUUUAUGAUGAUAAUGAAUUAAUGCUGUCAUGUUCUAUUGAAUGUAGAAACUUAGGUGAUAAUAGGAAGACUACGACUGGUCCUUCUUGAUAAUUAGUACAGGACGUCAUUAACGAGCCAAAUGGUUUAUUUAUUAUAGAAUUUCACGUAUAAGUGAUAGAGUUACAUUCUAAGUUCUGUACGUUCUUUAAGGAUGUGCCAUUUUUGAAAAUUUUUACUUUGUGUCUAUUUAAUACUUAGGUAUCGGGAUACCUAAUGUCAAUGCGAUUCUUUUUAUACGAUUCCUUUUUGCCUUUUUACAAUUUCUUACCGAUUUUCACGAAUUUUGCAUAAAUACAAAAGCAGUAUACUUGUAGCAUAAUAGACGAUCGAUUAUUGCGCUCGGUAUACGUUUACAUGCCGCUGCGAUUCAAAUCUAAUUAUACGUAACUGAUAAUCAAUAUCAAAAUAUAGAAAACAAGGGGCCUAAGGCGGAGUAUAAGAAUUACAGUCUGCUAGGUGAAUAAUAGUAGCCAAGGAUUUCUAAGUCAUACUUGUGAGUAACCGGGAACCUAGUGGACCCUGAUAGCAAUUUCGAAAACGUAGAGACUAUAGUAUUUUACGAAUUUGAAGAGAAAAAAAAAGAAGACAGAUGUUUUAAAUAUAUUAGAAACCAAUAGCCGUGAUAGACGAAUAAAAUAGAUGAAGUAUAAUAGCAUUGAUCAAAUCACAAUCAAAUUGUCGUUACACUAUUUACAUUGACUAUUAAAAUCUUUAUCGAUGCGUAUAGCACACUCGCUAUGAAAAUCAUUAUGAUACUUGACCAGAGUGCGAGACUAUUUAAUGAAUUAUUAACGUAGCAGAUCCGACAUGAUGAAAUCAUUUACUAGCACGAAGAAACAUUUUUAUUCUAGUGAUAUAUACGUAACCUAAGGUACGUCUUAUCAGUGAUUAGCGUUAACGGUUAUCAAUAUACGUGCCAAUGUGUUCAUGAAAAAAAAGAAUAUUAUAUGAAAUUUACACUGCCCGCUGUAAAAGCGAGGGCGAAACAUUGACAAGAGGAAAAACUAACCUGACUUUUCGUGACACAAUAAUAUAUACUUGUUACAGGCCGUUCCAUGAACUUUACUCGAUUCAAUUCGGUUAUUAUGAAACCGUUACGUUUUAAUACUUCCAUCCACGCAAUUCCUGAGGUUUCAAACUAUUAUAUUAUAAGGCACAGGGUAGAACGUUGGUACUAAUAGGCACUGCAGUUAGAGCAAGAAAUACAGAUUCUAAAUUGCUAUAUAGAGAUACUUAAUUUUUUUCAAGAACGCUGCGCAGAAUGUUUCUACUGGUUACGUUGUAAAAGUGAAAAAUGUCACGAGAUGAUUGAUCAACCCGUCGAAGACUCUCUGUGUCGCGUUCUUAACGAUAUAAUUCAGUAUCCGUAGAAUAUAUUUUUUAGAUAAUAGAGUUUAAUAUAUAUAUUAAUAUAUUUCGAAAGUAGCGACAAUCCUGUAACUAUAUGUUCGAUACUAAUAGCAAAUCAAUGACGUAUGGGUAAACUGUUCGUUUGGAUUGUCGCUCUUUUUAGUUUAAAGAUAUUUGUAUUUAUUUAUUUAUUGUUUCCCUUUUUUUUUUUUUUGUUGUUGCUCGUACCGACCUUUUAUUAAUUUCCUGACAUUCGACAUUAGCUGAAGGAAUAUUCUUUAGGGAAAUUUUGAUAGGUAACUAUGAGAGUCACUUGUUGUCUAGAUGCACAAUUUUCAAAUUCUAAGAGACAUAGAGAAUUAUUAUCAAUUGUACACAGAAGAACACUAUUAUAUACAAUAUAUUGUAAUAGAUUAUAUUAUAUUGCAUAGAAUAUUUAAUUCUACCUACCUGAUGAGAGAUUCCUACUUAAGGCCUAAUAUUAAUUGUACUUUAGGUAUAUUUAUGUUUACAAGAAGCUUUUGUAUGGAGCUUUAGAUUGUGCACUUGCAUUUAGUCUUAUUAUUAUUAUUAUUCUCGAGUAUCGUGCUUUCGACGCUAGUCGCACUAUUGUGUUUUAGUAUUUUCUAUUAUUUAUUCGAUAUUCAUAGAAUCGAAUGAUGCGCGUAUUGAAUUUGAUUUUUUCUAAAUUUCAUGUAUAAUUGUCCAAUCGAUCAAGUAUUAUCUUUCUCUCAUUACACUUAUGCCGGCCUCUUUUCCUGCUACUUGCUUUGGUAUUAAUUUUAUAGUCUUCCAGUGGGUCAGCCAAUUAUUACUAUUAUUAUCCACCUAACAAUUGAAACCUAAAAAUUAGAGGUUAUGAAAAAAAGUUUUUUUCAUGCAUUCACGAAGAACGCGUUUAACAAUUUUGUUUCAGUUUCAUUUCAAUCUCGAAAUAGCAUAAUGUUUAGUAUGAAGUAAUUAUAGUCACUCCACACGUGUCACGUGACGAAAAUGUGUAGUUCACAAUAAUAUAUUAAAGUCGAUGCGCCAGAAAGCAAAGAGAAAAGAGGAAAUAGCUGAAACAUCAGGAUCAACCGAAUUCUUAUUUAAUGUACUGUUUACACUUGAUGAGAUUUUGUUAAUUGCUACAUUAUAAUCUCUGUACUGUGUGUUUAUACCAUUCUUUGAAAAUAAACGUUUCAGGACACGCACAAACGUA